This is a messenger RNA of Manihot esculenta (cassava), 1579 nucleotides long. Its product is annotated as D-amino-acid transaminase, chloroplastic-like. Gene Ontology annotation, molecular function: catalytic activity. Lineage: Eukaryota; Viridiplantae; Streptophyta; Magnoliopsida; Malpighiales; Euphorbiaceae. The record is from RefSeq and is a predicted model, not a curated record. Bases 261 to 1286 code for a protein of 341 amino acids. Gene Ontology annotation, biological process: carboxylic acid metabolic process. The transcript has 5 exons.
UAAACAGUCCACUGCACGAAUCGUCUCCUCAACCCCUCAGUCUAGAGUAUCCUUCGGGCUAUGGUUUGCUAUUCCAAAGCUCUCCCAGUUUCGGCUUUCAUGGCUUCCUCCUCUGCUUUUCUACCAAUAAUCACUUGGCAAUGUUCUUAUAUCCCUUCAAGGAUCCCUGAUCAUUUGCAUUCUGCGUGUCUAAUAUCGCCGAAUCUUUCAUUUUUGAGACUUGGUUUCAAUGUUUGCAGCGUGGGUCGAUUGCGGAACCGAUGAUUGUUAGAAGUUCUUGUCAAGAAAAUUUUGUUUCUCCUAUUCAAGCAUUUGAUGUUCCAAUUUUGACUUGUUCAGAGGCUAUGGAAAGACUAAGAGAAAACAGAGAACAGCACAAAGUGAAGCAGCAAUACCUUGCAAUGUACUCUAGCGUUUUUGGUGGAAUAACAACAGAUCCAGCCGCAAUGAUCGUACCCAUUGAUGAUCACAUGGUGCAUAGGGGGCAUGGAGUCUUUGAUACUGCUGCAAUAGUGGAUGGUAUUCUAUAUGAAUUGGACCAACACCUUGACCGAAUUCUAAGAGCGGCUUCCAAAGCCAAGAUUAGUCUUCCUUUUGAUCGGGAAAGUAUAAGAAGAAUUCUCAUACAAACAGUGAGUGCUUCCAAGUGUCAGAAGGGAUUGCUAAGAUACUGGCUCUCAGCAGGACCUGGUGAUUUUCAAUUAUCUUCCUCUGGCUGUCAUCAGCCAGCCCUUUAUGCAAUUGUUAUCCAAGAUCAGUCACCACUUGAUUCGAAAGGCAUUAAGGUGGUAACUUCUUCAAUCCCUAUAAAACACCCUCAGUUUGCCACCGUGAAGAGUGUAAAUUACCUUCCAAAUGUGCUUUCAAAGAUGGAAGCUGAAGAGAAAGGUGCAUUUGCAGCCAUUUGGCUGGACAAUGAUGGAUUCAUUGCUGAAGGACCUAGCAUGAAUGUGGCUUUUGUUACCAAAGAGAAAGAGCUUCUGAUGCCGCGCUUCGACAAAAUUCUAAGUGGGUGCACUGCUAAGAGAGUUUUGAAUCUAGCUGAGGGGCUGGUCAUGGAGGGUAAACUUCAUGGAGUAAAGGUGGCUAAUCUGACUAUAGAGGAAGGAAAGAAUGCAGAUGAAAUGAUGCUUAUAGGCAGUGGACUUCUUGUUCGCCCUGUGGUGCAGUGGGAUGAGCAGAUCAUUGGCAAUGGCAAAGAAGGUCCCAUAACUCUGGCUCUCUUGGAUCUUGUACUGGAGGAUAUGAAGUCUGGCCCUCCAACAGUUCGAACUCCAGUUUCCUAAGAAAAUUUCUGGAUAUUGCCAAGUGGGACUGUACCCUUCAAACGUGGAAAACUAUUGUUCAGUUACUUGUUCACCUUUGGAGGCUGCAGACGCGUUCAGUUGAAUGCCAAAAAUUCCUGUAUUCAAUUCACUGCUUUUAGAAGUCACAGUUACCCCUUUGUAAUAAGUUCUUCUGUUCUUUUUAUUUUAUUUUAUUUUUUCCUGUUGUGAUUGAUGAGAGAAGCCUAUGUUUUUUAUUGUAUUGUGAAACUAGCCAUCUACAAUUGGUCUUCAUAUAUUGACUUUCAGGUAAA